AUGGUCGCCGUGUGGCGGUGCUUUGUGCUUCUGCUUGUGUUGCCGGAGUUCUGCACCGCGGUGCCCACAAGUGGCGCUGCGGCAGCGGUUUCAGCGAACGGCGGUACAACGCUGCUUGCAGUGCGCCGGAGCAUGACAAAAGCCCUGCCAGCCGCACGGACUAAGGUAUGGGAAGCGGUAAGCAGCACACCUGGCAGCCAUGCUUGCCGUGGCGACUCUCGUACAGACAACAGCCAGAGUUAUUACGAGGUAACUGCUGGCGUCGGCAGCCUGGAAGCCUGCCAAAGCCUCUGUGAGGAACAGGCUUCUGACUGCAAAGGCAUCGAGUACAACCCAAGUGGACGCUGCGAAGUGUGGAUGCGAAGCGAAGGCAUAGCCACUACUUCCACACCACCUGCAGCCUGGGGCAAGUUUCAAUGCCUCCGUUUCGGCUGGCCGGUCAGCAUGUUGUCUCCAGUGGAAGGUGGCGAGGACCGUGCAUGCCGUGGUGAGUCUGUUACAGACAACUCCGCAGAUUACUAUGUUCUGCAUGAUGUGCAGCACUUGGCGGGCUGCAAGGCUCUUUGUGCAGCUGCUCCUGUUUGCUACGGACUGGAGUACGGUGGAGGACGCCGCUGUGAAGUAUGGACACGCCCCAUCAUGGCGACUGCUGUGGUCUCUCGCUCCCUUUGCUUGCGCUUUGAGGUGCAGGCACACGAGCCCACGGUGAUGGCAAGCUACCAUCCGCUCUCCGGGGAGUGCGUUGAUGAUAACAUUGCUGGAGUGGCAGCGCUGGAGGAGUCUGGUGAGGUGCUGACAUGUGGCAGCUUCCCUUCAGCGACUCCCCAUCAUGCAGUUGCCUGGCUGGACAGUCAAAGCGGCGCGCUUCGGCGCGCCGUUGAGCUAUCCACGGCACCAAGCGCAUGUCAAGUCCUUGAAAGUGGGCAUGUGUUGGUCGGUAGCAGUGUGGGUUUGCAACGCUUCAGUGCAUCAGGCGUGAAAGUCUGGGAGUUAUCAGCCCUGCAGCAUGUGAAGGGGCUUUCACCCGCUCGUGGCGGCCGCGUGGCUGCUUUAACCGAGAACGGCACGGUAGCAGUCGUCACGGAAAGCGGCUCCCUUUUGGCACAUCGCCGCUUUGGAUAUGAUGCCACUACCUCUGUGGAGCUCUUUAGCGAUGGCCGUGUGGUUCUUGGGGCCUUCACCAACAACUGGGCGAGCAACCCGGUGCAGAUUGCACGUGUGGAGAUCUACAGCAAAGACCUGCAGACACGCUUGACUCAGACUUGGGGACAAUUCACUGCUGCAGAAUUGGAUGCUGCGCGCAACAUGGCAGAUACCCGGAUCUACAACCUUGCUAUCUCUGAGGACGAAGUUUAUGUUUACGCUGCUGGAGAGUCGGCGGGAGGAAAUACCAUCUUCCGCUACAACGGACGUGAUCUUGUGACGAAGACUGCGCGCGACACAGGAACACCGAUGUGGAUGGCGAAGUCGGCUGCACACAUUGGCUACGUUGCACGCAUUCGAAGCAGUGAUGGUGAGGUGGAGACCGGUACCUUCGUAGCACCAAUUCUGCAGUCCAAGAAUCGCUUGAAUACCUUCCGCACCCGCGAUGGUGGUCUAGUACAUGACGCUCGUAAUGCAGUUGUCUAUCUCACCGGCACCUCUGCCUGCUGCCUCGCGGACAGGGAAACCAUGACCUUUGCCGGACAGAUUGUCGGCGGUUAUGCCGGCAGCGAUGCCAGCCUGGUCGUGUUCUCUGAAGCUCUCGACAAGCGUCUUUUAUGGACAACAUUCGGUGCCGACCGCAACAAGGGCAAGCCAGCGACAUUAACCCUCAGCGGAAGGCAGCUAGCCAUUGGAGUCGUCAUGAACAGUGGCACGGCUAUCACUACCGAGAUGUCUGCAGUGAGGACGCCCCCGGAUUCGGAACCUUGUGGAACGAGCACAAAGCCAAACAAGGAUGCCUGGGUAGCGGUCGUGCCCGCAGCUCACCUGCUGCCCGCAUCAUAA
Symbiodinium sp. CCMP2456 is the source of this 1989-nucleotide messenger RNA. The record is from the annotation of a GenBank genome assembly. Lineage: Eukaryota; Dinophyceae; Suessiales; Symbiodiniaceae.